Molecule: messenger RNA, 1674 nt
Organism: Hippopotamus amphibius kiboko
Lineage: Eukaryota; Metazoa; Chordata; Mammalia; Artiodactyla; Hippopotamidae
Gene: C3H1orf74
Product: chromosome 3 C1orf74 homolog
Exons: 2
Coding region: 679-1470 (263 amino acids)
Source: RefSeq, a predicted model, not a curated record
AUUAUGCAAAACAAGUCGCUUGUCUUGAGAUGAGUUUCGUUUGGAGGGGAAAGUGCACUGCUCCAGAGACAAAUCAAAGGAUGUUUUCGCGCCUAGUGCCCUGCUUCUUCUGCCUUCCGAGUCAAAUGGGACACCGGACUUAACACACAAGGAAGACGAGCGGCGGAGCCGAAUGAAGGGUGCCGGCGAGACACCACCUUCACCCACUUCCCUACGUCCACUCCCGCCCCUUUUCGUUCUACGCAGACGGGUGGGGCCGGCAUCUGUCUGGCCGGAAGGGGCCGGGCCGCAGGCACCCAAACUUCCGGCAUGCCGCCGGGCGGCGCUGCCUGUGGUUCUAACGCGAGGCGCGAGAGCGGGCUGGGUGACGUCACGGUAGGCGGUGGGACGGGGGAUGUUUGGGGCAUGCGCAAUAGACCGACUUCGCCGACCCGGGUCCGGCGGGCCGUAAAAGACAGGCCGACGCGGGCGGGAUUUCCAGUGUUGCGGCUGGGGGAGGGGGCCUAGCGGCUUUCCUGGCAGCAUGCAGGAAACUGGCAGGGGUUCCUGAGCCUGAACCUGCAGCGAAAGUAGAAGAACGUAUGCCCUUCUUCAAGUGUCUGGAGCUCAGAGAUGCAGCCCAGGGGAGGGAACUGUGACUAGUUAAGGAGGCCAUGCUUGCUCUUGCUGCCAGAUCCCAUGUCGACACCAAGUCCUCAGUUGCUGGUGGCAGCUGCUCAGCAGACCCUGGGCAUGGGAAAGAGACGAGGCCCACCCCGAGCUGUCUGCCUUCAUCUAGCUGGAGAGGUGCUGGCUGUAGCCCGGGGACUGAAGCCAGCUCUGCUUUAUGAUUGCAACUGUGCAGGGGCAGCAGAGCUCCAGAGCUAUCUGGAGGAGCUGCAGGGCCUGGGCUUCCCGACCCAGGGACUUCACAUCCUUAAGAUUGGAGAAAGCAGCCUGAUUGUCCUUCCUGAGCAUGUAUGUCAGCACUUGGAGCAGGUGCUGCUUGAUUCCAUAGCCUUUGUGGACGUUUCCAGCUCUCAACCUCACCCUUCCGUCUGCUCCCUGGACCAGCUUCAGGACUUGAAGGCCUUCAUCGCUGAGAUCAUCACACAUUUGCGGGGGCUGUGGAGGGACCGAUCCCUGGCAGUCUCCUGCAGCAGGCUCCAUUCCUCAGACUGGAAUCUCUGUACUGUGUUUGGGAUCCUCCUGGGCUAUCCUGUCCCCUAUACUUUUCACAUGAACCAGGGAGAUGACAACUGCUUAGCCCAGACUCCACUACGGGUGUAUACUGCCCGGAUCUCAUGGCUUUGUGGUCAACCACCAGUCUUGCUCUAUUCCUUUAGUGUCCCAGAGAGCUUGUUCCCGGCCUUGAGGGACAUUCUAAACACUUGGGAGAAGGACCUUAGAGCUCGAUAUAGGAAUCAAAAUGACUUUGCUGACCUCAGCAUCUCCUCUGAGAUAGUCACACUGCCAGCUGUGGCCCUCUGACUUUAACUCUUCCUGUGUGGAAGGUGCUCAGUAAAUGAUCAACUCUAGGUCAGGGAUGGCAGAUAGGAAUCAUGUCAAGUGCCAAUUCCGAGCAUUUCGAGGACACUAGGAAAGAAUGCUGUAAUCAGUUUGCCAUUUCUAUGCUGAACUGGACUAGGAGAGUAGACCAGGAUGCUUCAGGAAUAAACAGUUCUUCGGAACAGA